AUGUAUUACUUUAGGACACUCUCUUGGUCAUUGCUACUUCUACUAUUGCUGGAGUCUAGCCAAAGCAGCGCUCAGAGUACAGCGUCUGCUGCAACGACAGCUGCAUCCUUGUCAGCAAUUCCGCCAUCUUGUAUCCAUUCAAGAGCUCCAACAGCCUCGUCUGCAGCUGCAAUACAGUCCUCACUUGCCAGCGACGCUACAAUCAGCAAGGCCUGCGAUCCUUCGAUUCAACAAUGGGUCAGCGGUAGCGGCACCACACAAACAUACUAUGCCCUUGACAGCGCCUAUUUCUUCAACAUCUCCCUUGCAGCGGGCGUCACUAGCCGUCCACCUUCCCAAGAUUGUGCAAAUAACUUCAAUGCUAUCCUCUCAUCAUGCGUGGUGACUCGAGACUAUUGGGGAGGGUGGAUCGUUUCCAAUGGAAUGAAUUACUCAAUUAGCUAUACACCGCCGAGCCCAAUCUCCAGUGCGGCGAGCAGUAUAUCUGCCAGUACCGUGGGCUCAAGCGCCACUCCGAACUCUGCGUCUUCAGCAAUUUCCGUCAGCUCUGCCUCCCCAACAAAUGGCGCAGGUAUCGCGGGCUCAGCGAGUAGUGUUCGUGCUUCUGGUAAGGCAAGUGGACCGUCGAACUCGAGCUCCAACUUAGGGCUUUCCCCCUCAAAGUCAUAUUGGGGUACCGGUGUGACAGCGAGCACCGCUUCUCUUGCAACUACUGCCCAUUUCGGUUCUUCAGAAAAUCCGGCCAGCUCCUCUCCUUCAGCAAGUAGUUUGAGUUCUGUGCCAGGCUCAAGUGUCUAUGUCUUCGAUGGAGUUACUUUCACAAGUGGACCCUCUGGCCUUGUCGCUGGGACAGCCACGGUCCAACCUGGAGGAAAUGCCGUGACAAUAUCUAGUCAUACAUUUUCCCUCGGCCCCUCAGGAAGCUCGAUGGCGGUCGACGGAACUAUCAGCCCUCUGACUCUAGGAAUCACGACAAUGCUAAAUGGUCACCCAAGUACAUCAGCAAGCACAUCAGUAUCAUCUCCUACGUCAUCAGCGGCAACCCAACCUGGUCCUAGUGUCUAUACUUUCGAUGGAAUCGUCUUUACCAGUGGGGCGUCGGGACUAACUGCUGGGACUGCCACUGUGAAGCCAGGUGGACCCGCCGUCACGAUAUCUAGCCACACUUUCUCCCUCGGGUCUUUAGGGAGCACAAUCGCUGUUGACGGAACAUUGUCAGCUCUAACACCACCUCAAGUGCCUAGUACCGCAGGCUCUGUCUCUAUGUCAAGUCACAGUGCUAAAUUGAAUGUCUAUACCUUCGAUGGGAUAGUCUUCACCAGUGGUACAUCUGGCCUUGUCGCUGGAACUGCCACCGUACGGCCUGGUGGACCAGCCGUCACUAUUUCGAGCCAUACUUUCUCUUUAGGACCAGCCGGAAGCACAAUCGCUGUCGAUGGUACACUGUCGCCUUUAACGCCACCUCAGGUCUUUGCCACCAGCUCUAUCUCAAAGUCUAGCGCCAGACUUGGACCGACUUUCACGCCUCCACCUUCCCCAGUCUAUACUAUCGACGGGAUUGCGCUUACGGGAAAUCCGAGCUCCGCUCUCACCAUCGCAGGCAGCACAAUCACACCAGGCGGCCCACCAGCUAUUGUUUCAAGUCAUACAUUCUCAAUCCCCGCUGCAGCCACCGGCAACGCAAUCAACGUUGACGGAACGGUGACUCAUCUUUCGACCCCAACGGCAACCAGUAGCGCCUCUCCAGGAUCUACUAAGAGUGCUAGUUCUGCUCCCAUGACAACCGGACCGUCUUCUAUCUACACCAUUGAUGGUGUUACACUCACAGGCAAUCCAACGAGUCUUGCUACUGCGAAUUGGACUCUGACCGCUGGAGGCUCUGCCAUGACAAUCUCGAGCCAUACUUUCCAAAUUCCUGCUUUGGCUACGGGAGGUGCAAUCAGCGUAGACGGAACACUGACUACUCUAUCCUCCCUAGGUGCGAUUGGGACAAGGAGCUCAGGGGCCUUGAUGGCAAGUUCGAGAUCUUCGGCGGGAGACUCAGUACCCUCCACGAUGAGCCAAGGAUCUUCAGCCAGCUCACAGCCUGCCAUUAACCAGUAUACUUUCGCGGUCACUGCCACCAAUACCGCCAUACCCGCCGGUUUCUACGCGCAAGCCAGCAGUAAUGCUGAUUGGCAUUCCAAUACGUGGCUCACAACUACCGAUAAAAGAAACACGCCGGAAACUGAUAUUGAUGACUCAACUCCGGGCAGCGAUCCGAACAAGCCAAAUCCCAAUGAUCCAGAUGGAAACCCCGACGAUGAAGAGCCGGAUGAGGAGAAGAAAACGCAAGAGCAGCAAAGCGAGGAAAAGCAAACCCAGACAAAGCCAAGCAAGAGUACUACUCCAUUAAGCACAACGCCUCUGAGUACUAUGCCGUCGAGUACUACGCCUUCAAGUUCUAUUACAAGUGGAUCCUCAUGUGUAUUAAGUAUCUAUUCACUUACCCCCUUUACGGACCUCGCCACUCUAGACACGGGCGGAAUCACCACAUUCGGCAGCAUGACUUCGUCAGGAAACGCCACCAGCGCAUCCUCAUGUGUAUUAAGCAUCUAUUCACUCACUCCAUUUACGGACCUCGCCACUCUAGACACAGGCGGAAUCACCACAUUCGGCAGCAUGACCUCCUCCGGAACAACAACAAAUGCAUCCUCAUGUGUAUUAACUGUUUACUCCCUGACACCCUUCACGGAUCUCGCGACGCUUGUGACGGAUGAUUCAACAGAUACCGCAACAGCCUCUGCAAAUGCGACAGCACCAAUAACCCAAACCACCACUGACGCAUCCUCAUGUUUAUUAACCGUAUACACCCUGACACCCUUCACCGACAUUGCAACCCUCGAUACCGACGACGCCCCUACCCUAACUGCCACCCCGACCCUAGUUGCCACCCCGACCCUAGUAACCAACCCAACCCUGACCGCCACCCCGACCGAAACUGCCACCCCGACUACCACACCCCGCUCUAUCACCCCCGCUCCGACCAGUACCCCCCAACCCGACUGCAGUGCAGUAACCGUCUCCUGGUUCUCACCAACCGUAUGGUGCCAAUGCGGCGAAGACCAAGCCACUUACGCAGCCCUCUCCUCCUCAAGCGGCGCCUCCGCCAACUGCGACCUCACUGCCCUCCCAUCCAAAACCAUCAACCCCGUCUCCGUCAAACCUGGCCCCACAAACAUCCCCGGCGUCAAUGGCCUCGACGGCUGUAACGCCGUCGACGCAGGCGACGAACAAGGUUGCCCCGGUGUCGACUACUGCAACUGCAAUGAAGUCUACGUCGGUUUCCUGUCCGCCACUGUCUCCGGCACGGCGUCCCGAAACUGCGAUUACACGCUCCAACCCACCGUAAAUGACUGCCCCAUAAACACACUCGCCCUACUCUCCGCCUCAGUCUCCGCAUCAAAAGCCGCCGUUGCCCCAAAGCCUACCCCAACCCCCACAACCAGCUCAUUCAACAUGGCCAGCACGACCCUAUCCUGCGGCGCCAAAUUCUCCACCGACUCCGGCGCAAUCUACACCUCGAUCCCGCGCGCGCAAACGAACCAAAUCCUCUCCAACAUCGGCGAUUUCUGCACCCCAUCCGACAACGGCGCCGGCGACACCCUCACUCUCGUCAAAGGGAAACCGGCCUUCCACACCAUGCGUUUCGACGCCCCGGGACUCAUGCUGUACCAGUUCGAAAUGCAGUGGGAUCCCCGGCCCGAGUGCGCCAACAUCCCGGCGCCGGAGAUCCGCGACGCGGUGCCCACGGGCCCGGAUUAUUGGUGUCAGGUGUAUUUCGACGCGAUCACGAACGACUGCGAUGCGGGGUCGGGCGACGAUAAGCAUGGCGGGAUCAUGUACGCUGAUUGUGUGAUUUGGGGGUGGGAGGCGUAUGACGGGUGCAGUGGGGAAUUUGCGAAGGUGAACGAUUGUUAG
Molecule: messenger RNA, 3960 nt
Organism: Letharia lupina
Lineage: Eukaryota; Fungi; Ascomycota; Lecanoromycetes; Lecanorales; Parmeliaceae
Exons: 4
Coding region: 1-3960 (1319 amino acids)
Source: RefSeq, a predicted model, not a curated record